UUGCCGUAGUGCGUCACAUGUUGACGAAGUGUGCUAGCUGCUGAUGCUACUGAUAGCUUGACAACAUUUAGAAAGUCAAGGGAAAACACAGCAUUUUGGGGGGAGGGUAAAUGAUAUGUUGAUAUAUAUGCGCUUUUUCUUUGUGCCGAUAUGCCUCAAUGUCUUUGUGUGUAGUUGUAUAAAAGACAUCUCGUAAUUUACAUGUUUAAAUGACAGGCUACUGUAGCUAGCGUGCUCGUUAGCUCUAACUGUUGGCUUCAGGUGAGCUAACAUAGUCACCACAGGAGCUUAAAUAAAGAGAGCUCCAGAUGCGGCUAAAGGACCCCUUCUCCUUGAAAGCCGCCGAUAUGACUAAGCGGACUAAUAAACCGAGGAAACCUCGAGAUGAGGAGUCAUCAGAUGAAGUCAGUGGGUUGACUUGCCAGCAUGUGAGCAAGGCAGUGGACCUGAACUCUGUGAAGAAAUCAGUUUUGUCAAACAUGUGGCUUGUUUGCUCUGAAUGCCUAAAGGAGAGGACCAUGAUCGAUGGAGAGCCAGCAGCAUCCAAUGACAUCCUGGUGUGCUUAAAGUGUGGUACCCAGGGCUGUAACCAGUCCGGGAUCCAGCACGCUGUCAAGCACCAUCAAGCUUUCCAUCCAGAGUCUCACUGCAUCACCAUCAGCUUAAGCACAUGGAAGGCCUGGUGUUUUGAAUGUAACGAGGAGCUUUCCACUCACUGCAACAAGAAGGCUUUGGCUCAGACCCUGGACUUUUUACAAAAACAAUCUGUCAAGGCGACAUCAGGUGCAUCACCUAAGAUCAUCAAGCUGCAAGAAGAACCAUUAGACAACACUGACUCAGCCAAAGGCAAAAGUCCGGUCAUUAACAGCACCCUGGUCCCUGUCAAAGGCAUUAAUAACCUCGGCAACACCUGCUUCUUCAAUGCUGUAAUGCAGAACCUGUCUCAGACACACAUGCUCAUCGACCUCAUCCAGGAAGUGAAGGAGAAGGGCUACAAACUGAGGAUCUGCCCCCCUGUCGAGACAAAUCUGACUCCAUUGAUGGUUUCGCUGUCCAGUCCUGAGCCGCUGACCGCAGCCAUGUUUCUUUUCCUACAGAGCAUGAAAGAGCCAGGGAAAAGCCCACUCAGUCCCAAAAUUCUCUUCAACCAGCUUUGCCAGAAGGCUCCACGCUUCAAGGGAUACCAACAACAAGACAGCCAGGAGCUCCUGCACUACUUACUGGACUCCAUACGAGUUGAGGAAACUAAAAGAGUGAAAGCAGGAAUUUUGAAGGCUUUCAAUAAUCCCACGGAGAAGACCGCAGACGAGGACACCAAACGUCAAGUCAAAGCGUAUGGAAAGGAGGGUGUGAGGAUGAACUUUGUGGACCGCAUCUUCGUAGGCGAGCUGACCAGCACAAUAAUGUGUGAAGAGUGUGAGCAUAUCUCCACAGUGAAGGAGGCUUUCAUAGACAUUUCUUUACCCAUCAUAGAGGAGAGGAUAUCGAAACCAUCCAACCCUGGCAGACUGGGGAAGGGCAGCCGGGAGCAGGACAUCCACAUGCCUCACAGCGACCAGGUUCUUUCUGCACCCCAUCCUGUCAACAGAAACAAUAGGAAGCUAAGUGGACAGAAUCAGCAGAGCAGGAGGUCCUCAAGCUCUGUGGAGGAGAAGGGAGCCGGCUGCGGUGUGGAGCGGCCAGAGGAGGAGGGUGUAGCUGGUGGAUCAGCCCGUGGUGUCUCAGUUUGCAAGAUGGCUGUUGCUGGCAGCCUAUCAGAUGGCAGUGAAAGAGACUCUGGUGCACAGGACAGCAGUAAUGACGCUGAUAGUGAGGCCUCAGAGAGCGAGUGGGCCCCGCGCAUCUCGUCCUCAGGCCACAGCCACGGGCACAUGUCCACUUCUACUCUCACUCCAUAUCCCACGCCUGUCUCUGCCUCCUCCUCAUCUUUGUCAUCGUCAACGAGGCAAGGUGGCGCUGUGGAGCAGCUAGUUACUGCAGUGACUAAAGUGAACCUCGGGUUCACUUCUGGCGACUGCUCUCCUUCCACUCACUGUUCUCAGGAGGAGCUGGGAGAGACACAGACACGAGAUAACCUCCAUCAUCAACACCACCAGGGAGCCUUUCAGGUGUUGUCCCACAGUUACACGCCCAGCUCCAAGGAGUGCUCCAUCCAGUCCUGCCUUCAUCAGUUCACCUCUGUGGAGCUGCUAAUGGGCAACAACAAGCUGCUGUGUGAGAGCUGCACUGAACGCAGACAAAAACAGCUGCGCAAGAGCAGCUCAGCAGACAAGAAAGUGGAAAAAAUGUACACCAGCGCGAGGAAGCAAAUGCUGAUCACCUCGCUGCCUCCUGUCAUCACAUUGCAUCUUAAACGCUUCCAUCAGGCAGGAAUGAACUUAAGAAAAGUGAACCGCCAUGUUGACUUUCCACUCAUCUUGGAUCUGGCUCCAUUCUGCUCAGCAUCCUGCAAGAAUCUGGCUGCGGGUGAGCGUGUCCUCUACAGCCUGUACGGGAUUGUUGAGCACAGUGGCUCAAUGCGGGGCGGACACUACACUGCGUAUGUAAAAGUGCGCUCUCCCCAGAGAAAAACAGAACAGCACCACAGGAACCUGUCAGGUCAAGCUGCGCGGGAUAUAGGGAGCAGCCCCCAGGGUCAGUGGGUGUACAUCAGUGAUACCACGGUUCAGACGGUACCAGAGUCCAGGGUACUUAAUUCUCAGGCAUACCUGCUCUUCUAUGAGGAAAUGCUGUAAUGUGACUAAAGUAUUUUUUCCUAUACAUCUGUUUUGCCUUGUUUGUUUUGUUACAUGCCAGUACUGCUCCUCUCAUUGGAUCUGUGAGUCGGUGGAAAAGGGAAAGACGACACUCACUUUCCUUACAUGAGAGGAAUGAACGUUUUCUUUUGCAUAGGAAUUGAAUUAUAAUUUACUCCUCUAAAUAUAUGAUAUGUAAAAGGCAAAUAUCAAAGCAAUUAUUUUUCUGAUUUGUUGAAGCCCAGAUCUUUGUUUUAUUUUUUUUAUUUUUUUUUUUAAAUCCUUCCCUUUAAAAGAGGGCUAGAGAAAAGAGAGUUAUCUCCUGCUGUCACGAUCACGUGCUUGAGAUAUGAACUGCAUGAGGGAGUGUAACAGUAAUUAACAGGAAACAAGUGGAAUUAAUGCAUGUUUAAACUGUGCUCAGCACUGACUAGUUGAUGUCAAUUGUGUGUGUGUAUGUGUGUGUUUGUGCACACAUGUUUAAGUGAAAGAAUGAGUGAGAGACAGGAGAAUGUAGAUUUAAGGUGCUAUGUGUAUCACUUGUACAUCAGUUAACCAUUGAUUAGCACACUAAACUUUAAGGAGUAUGGUUGUAAGACUUAGUUACAUAAACCCCAUCAUGAUGCAGAUCUGCGUCUCACAUGCGGCUCACAUUUGUUGAAAAGUGAGCUUGACGAUGGCAGACGAGAGAUCGUAAGAAACGCAGAGAGAAUAAUGAACUCAGACAUGUUAGUCUUUUUUCAGUAAACAGUAUGAUGCAUGAGGAAAAGUAGCCGUGUCAGUUGUGACAGAGUGGUUCAAAUGUUUGAGAAAAAUGAGCGCCAUGUGGUGUUAAAAAGAGAUUAGUCUUUGUCCUAUUUAUUUAUAAUGACAUUUACAUACUGGUUUGAAAUGUGACACAGAGCACCUUAAAGGAAUAGCACAACUGUUAAGUUACAGCCUACUUUGAAAGGAUUGUUCUUUUCUAUAUCAGAAUGUAUACCUGUAAGACUAUCAGUGAAUUUCAUUUGCCAAAGACAAGUUUUGUAACUGCAAGUCAGAGCAGAAGUUCCAAACCGACAACAAAUUGAGUUUUUUUCUUCACACACACUUUCAUUCAUGUUUGUUCUCUCAAGGUCGUCUGUAAAGUGUUGUUGCGCCAAACCAAUGGACUCAAUGUUUUUCAAACCAAGAAAGCACCCUGUCUGCCUUCGUUGUACUUUAGCUCUACGGUAACUUUUAGCAGAUGUGCAUACAGAUCUAUUAAGAUGUCCAACAAAGAGCCACAGAGUGACUCUAAAUUCCUCAGACUCAAGGGCUCUAAGCCUGACUCCCAAAACUUUUCUUUUUGUCAUGUGCAUGGGUUGAAUCUUCUAAUGGUUAUAUUGCCUGUUCUUGAAAUGUCUGUCAAAUGAGCUCUUCAUCUUUUUUUCUGAAAGUAUUUUAAGUGAAAACAUUUUCUUUCUCAUUGGACAAUUGCCAAAAACACGUAGAAGGGAAAGCAUUGAACAUCUGAAUCUAGACGCUUUUUUUUCUUUGCAGAUGAGACGAGGAUAAAUACAGUGCCUGUACUUCAGGUUUGAGAAACCUAUGCAUGGUGAAAAGAAAAACAUAUGCAUAGAUAAAUGCAAAGAGGGAUAUGUGUGUAAUACUUCUAUACAGUAUGGUUUACUGUAAGCAGAGAGUAUAUAUUUAACUAUACAUACAAGAAACAAAACCAUGGUGCUUCAGGCGUGCAGGGUUUUCCUGAAGAAAACAUGUGAGUUUGGUUAGGAAGUGAUAAACAUUUGGAAUACCUACAUACUAUAUCAAAAUAAAUCUAAUUUAUGAACUGGA
Molecule: messenger RNA, 4550 nt
Organism: Labrus bergylta (ballan wrasse)
Lineage: Eukaryota; Metazoa; Chordata; Actinopteri; Labriformes; Labridae
Gene: usp45
Product: ubiquitin specific peptidase 45
Biological process (GO): protein deubiquitination
Molecular function (GO): cysteine-type deubiquitinase activity; zinc ion binding
Source: RefSeq, a predicted model, not a curated record